This is a messenger RNA of Melampsora larici-populina 98AG31, 1545 nucleotides long. RefSeq lists its product as uncharacterized. Gene Ontology annotation, molecular function: peroxidase activity. The record is from RefSeq and is a predicted model, not a curated record. The transcript is spliced from 13 exons. Bases 319 to 1545 code for a protein of 408 amino acids. Lineage: Eukaryota; Fungi; Basidiomycota; Pucciniomycetes; Pucciniales; Melampsoraceae.
UGGCGAUUCCUCACCUUCCUCAACAUCCACACCGCCCUGUUAGGCAUCUAAGUAAUUUACUUCAAACCAACAGAAUGUUGGCCUUUCGUUUGUAACGAUCAGAAAGGUAUGAAUUGAUAACCCUCUUCCUGCUUGACUCCAUUCAUCCCACCACCCUCUAAAUCUUUAUCUGUUACACAACUUCCUAUACCUUUAAUUUACUACUCAUCUCUUCAAGCUUAAUAACUUUCGGGCUUCAGCUUCUUUAAUUUUUGCUUCUCAAUUCUUAAUCACUAUUCAAGCUCACGUCUUUCAAAGCCUCAUCGUCACGAAUUCGAAAUGAAAAGAUCCAGUAUGGAAUCCUUUGUACUUUUGUCCAUUGCGCUCAUCACCCAAGUCAGAGCGUUCCCCCAAUACGCGGCUUACAAUCAUCGAUCUGCUGGAAACUCAAAUGAACUACAGAAUGCUGAACAAGGUCUAAUCCUCCCUUCAGGACCCAUGGGCACUGAUCAUAACUCGGGCUUGUUAGGGCUAGGUAUCCCAUCGAGUAUAGACUUGGCACCCCUCAUCACCGUCGGAAGAAAAAUCAUCCCGGACGCCGAACAUGCAUUUAUGGAACCUGGUCCAGGAGACAUUCGCGGACUGUGCCCUGGACUCAACAUCAUCGCCAAUCAUGGAUACAUUCCUCGAAACGGUAUUACCGAUAUGAUCCAAUUGGCGUAUGGUCUAGAAGAAGGCCUUGGGAUGAAGAUGUCAAUAGGAAGAAGUGAUUCUAGAACAGAUGGACCACUUACCAAUCUUCUUGGAAGAGCUCCUGGAUUGUUUUCUGCUGAAGCGCAUGAUAAAUAUGAGAUUGAUGGAUCUUUGGCAGCCGAUGAUGCUUAUUUCUCAGCUGAUAAAGUGUCUCAUUUCAAUGGAACUCGAUGGAAUCGAUGGAGAGAAAUGGCUGUUGACAAAUACCAAGGUAUCAUGUCAAUUGAGUGGAACUCGGAAGUUCGAUACAUGCAGAAUGCCGAGAUACGAAUCCAGAUUGUCAUUGGGUUUGCGUUCUAUGCCGGUCAAAAUUUCAUUUCGACCAUCAUGCCAUCCUCUGAAUCCGACGGAAAACCUGGUCCAGCCCUGGUAGAUUCUAUUGAUACUUUCUUCGGAUAUCACAAAGAUUCAACUGGUCAAUAUGCUCGUCAAGAUAGUCGUUAUCCUCCGGGUUCUAGUGGAGUUUGGUACCGACGAACGAUUCCUCAUACUUUGGCCGAGUUUGUUGAAGCUGGUAUUGCUAGUAUAGCACCUCGUAAGUACUUCAUCUCUCGAAUGAUCAUCAAUCAAGACUCAGAGCUAACCUUGUAUUCUUUUCCCAGACCUAUCUUUGGCGCCAACAAUGGCGGGCUAGGUACAUGGAGUGUCGAUCCUCUUCAAAUCAAUUCUCUCGCAGACGUCAACCUGAGCUGUAUGAUCCUUAAUCGUCUGCUUGACGUUGAUGAUACUCGUUAUGAAGGUUUGGAUAAAGAUGCCCUUAAGUUACUAUUGGAAAACAUCACAGCCGAUCUUCGUCAAAAUGUAGGAUGUUAG